UAAGCAGAUGGCAAGUGCUUCAAGGCUUGAAUUUUAAUUUAGGAUGUUUUAACUCUUUUCUGUGAACAGGAUAUUUAAUUUUUGUUGCAUGGAUUAACAAUAAUGACGGAAUAGAUGCAGUUAUGGAGCGAACGUGUGGUCGGUUCAUAAAACACCGUUGGGAGACAAUUUUUGGUAUUUGUUUACUAUGCGCUUCGUACACGGUAUCUCUCGAACUUGCUCAAUGUCGCACCUCCCUGGGAAUGCAGUCAGGGGAAAUCCCAGACUCCGCCAUCACUGCAAGUUCCUCGUAUAACGAUGACAGUGUGGGACCACGCAACGCAAGGAUACGCACAGAGAUCAAUGGCGGUGCUUGGUGCCCCCAGCACGUCAUCAAGAGGGACUCGUAUGAAUACCUGCAGAUUGACCUUGGCCGACUGACUGUCAUCACCAUGGUUGAGAUUCAGGGGCGAUUUGGAAAUGGACAGGGUCAAGAGUUUACGGAGGAAUUCCUGUUGGAGUACCAGCGUGAAGACGGCGGGGAGUGGAUGAGGUUUAGAAACAAACGAGGAGAAGAGCGGUUCGAGGGCAAUGACAACACAUAUUCAGCUGAGCUUCGGGAAGUCUCUCCUCCAAUCAUUGGGAAGCGGGUCCGGUUCAUCCCCUACUGUCGGACUCCCCGGACAGUCUGUCUACGGGUGGAGCUCUACGGUUGCCCAUGGAAAGAUGGCAUUGUCACGUAUUCCAUGCGUCAAGGUGACAAGCGCGGGACGGAAGUGGACUUCUUUGAUUUCACCUACGACGGUCUGAUAACGAAUAGCUUCCUGCAAAACGGUCUCGGCCAGUUGACAGACGGAGAGGAAGGGGACACAAAUUUCCGCCUCGACCCCCAAGAGCUCGGGAUCAAAGGUUACGAGUGGGUUGGAUGGAAGAACGACACACUGAUAGAUCCUGGGCCUGUUUCGAUAGUGUUUAAGUUUGACACGGUGCGGAAUUUCUCGUCGGUGACUUUGUUUUGUAAUAACUACUUCACAAAGGAUGUGCGGGUGUUUAAGACGGCGGCGAUAUAUGGAAGUGUUGGGGGAUUGUACUUCUGGCAGAAGGUGGAUAAUUAUCAUUUUAUAAGAGACACUGUGGUGGAGUAUGCGAGGAAAGUGCAGAUAAAGCUUGGAAAUAUGAUUGCCCGUUAUGUGAAAGUGGAUUUGUACUUUGAUGCCAAGUGGAUUUUAAUCAGCGAAGUGCAGUUUGACUCAAGUCCGGUUGCGUUCCCUGGUAACUACAGUGAGGAAUUACCACCCCCAACAACAGUUACCACGGCAACCAGCACUAAACUCAGUAGCAACCGGAUGAAGGAUCCUGAGCUGGAUGUGGAUUUGAGCAAUGGCCCCAGAAUUCAUAUAGGUCAAGACGGCCUUCCAGAUGGUAUAACCGAUUUCGAUGCUAGAAAGGGCUCCGACAAAAAGACGAAAAAUGACGAAAACUACCCACAGCAUAAGCCUGAGGAAAAAAAAUCCUUCGAAGAACAGUACAUCCCUAUAAUCAUUGCAGCUCUGGCGUGUCUGAUUGUUGUCCUCUUUGCCAUCGUAUGUUUCAUCGUGUGUCGCCAUCGACGACGGAAACAGAACAACAACCGUCUUGGCAUGAAACCCGUUGUUGACCACGUGACCAUGAAUAUGAACCAGGUCAACAACACGUUCCACCACACGCUGAGCGGGAAAAUGUCCAACGGGACGAUGUACAAGGGUCUGCCAAAUGAGGAUAUGGACAUGCUGCAUACGUGUAACGGUGCGGACAAAGUUUUAAAGGGUUAUUCUGACCCGAAAGAUUCCAUUCAAGGUCGCAAUUUACCCGACCUCCCCUCCUCUAGUUCUGAAUUGCAAGAUUCUCGUGACUACGCUGUACCAGACGUCACAAAGUCAGCCCUGAAGGUGGCACUCCCGCCCAUCUACCCGCCCCAGGUCCCAAAGCUCCGGGGCAUGGUUCUUAACCAGCUCGACCUCACCCCACCAAACUAUGAUGCGCUGUACGCAGCUGCAGAUGUCGUGCAUCAACAGAGUCUCAACAUUCCAAACCUCCAGGGUGCCACUGGAAGCAGCGUGUACUCGAUUCCUAACGCCGAGUUGUUACUCAGUCUCGACUUGUCCGUGGUUGAGUUUCCUCGUGAAAACCUGAGAUUUGUUGAGGUGCUGGGAGAGGGACAGUUCGGGGAGGUUCACCUUUGUGAAGCGGUUGACAUCGAUGACUACAUCCAGGAAGACUGCCAAGUCAACCGGUACCUCAACCGGCCCAUCCUGGUUGCAGUUAAGAUGCUUAGGAAGGAGGCAGACGACAGGGCCAGGGCAGACUUCCAAAAGGAGAUAAAGAUCAUGUCCCAGCUGAAGGACCCCAACAUUGUGCGUGUUCUUGGGGUGUGUAUCAGGGAGGAGCCGCUGUGUAUGAUUGUGGAGUACAUGAAGUAUGGAGACCUCAACCAGUUCCUGCUGGACCACGUACCCGAGUCUCCCAUGGCAGAGGCAACCCACGCAAAGACGUUAAGCUAUGGUUGCCUGAUCUACAUGGCGUCUCAGAUCGCCUCAGGUAUGAAGUACCUGGAGUCUCUGAACAUGGUGCAUCGUGACCUGGCCACCCGCAACUGCCUCGUGGGCACAAACUUCACAAUCAAGAUUUCAGACUUUGGCAUGAGUCGGAGUCUGUACAGCGCUGAUUACUACAGAAUCGAGGGUCGUGCUGUGCUGCCCAUUCGAUGGAUGGCUUGGGAGUCUAUAUUACUGGGCAAGUUUACGACAAGGUCAGACGUCUGGUCUCUAGGAGUAACCCUGUGGGAAAUACUUACCUUUGCACGCGACCAACCGUAUGAUGUCAUGAACGACGAACAAGUGAUUGAGAAUGCGGGGCACUACUACCGCAAUGACAAUAAACAAAUUUACCUACCACAACCUGUGAACUGUCCCAAGGAAAUAUACGACCUCAUGCUCGAGUGUUGGAAUCGAACGGAGUGCGAGAGGCCGAGUUUCCGCGAAAUCCAGAUGUUUCUACAGCGCAAGAACAUGGGCUACAACCCGAAGGAUGAAAAGAUGAACCAGAUAAAGGUCCCAAUUUGCUGACUAACCGCCCACAAGGAGUCGGGAGAGGGUUCAAUCUCCAAGCCGAGUAAUUUUCAAUCAGAAUGCGGUCAAAAAAAUGUUGCUCCAUUACGUUCAAGUUUUGUUGAACAAGAUUGCAGCAGAAAAUUGAAAAUUGCAGUUGUUGCUCCAUUGCGCACAAGUCGCGACUCGAUUUCUUGUUUCAUUGGUCAGCCAUUUUCGGAGCUUCCUAAUUUUAAUGAAGCUGAUUUGGAUCCAAGGACUGUAACAAUGAUGAACUGCGAUCACAAACUAUUUGAAUACAGCGAUGAGGAUGUUUCUGAAACGGAGAACAAGGACGUUGUGGACGUUCUGCUACGCAAUUCACUUUCAGAAAAUCCAAAAGUUUCAUUAAAAGGGAAGACAGCUGUUAGAAAGGGUGAUAGUGAAGCAGAGUCUGCUGUCAAACCAGCCUGGACUGGAAUAAUCUCUAAACCAUGUCCUGUGGUAGUCUCUAAACCAACUGUGCAAAAGGGAACAAACUAUAUUCCGGCUUGAAACUCAGAUAUUAAUUUAAUCUGACAAUUCCCUCACAAGUUGUACCGGUGUAUACCGGUACUCAAAAUAUCUGCAGUUUUUCAUGAUUAAAAGGCAGAUUUCUCACAAAGAACUUGUUGUGCAUACCAGAGUCUAGUGAAAAAUGGGUUUGUCAUUUUCUGCAAGAUAAAGUUGCAAAUGUCUUACUACAGAUUACAUGUUUGCGUUUGCAAUUAAAUAAAUGCUUUCCUGUAAACUUUGGUUACAAGAUUGCAGUCGGGAACGUAAGACAUGUGCACACUAGUGCGGUCUAAUUGACAAGGGAAUGUGAAAAGUAUUACUCUAGGGAAAACAUUGUAUUAAUGAGGAUCGUUACAUCCAGUUAAACAUUGGGACAGAUCCUCCCAAUGGUACGGGGUGUGUGCAUGUCUGCACAUAAUUACAGAGAACACUUCAGUGUGCAGAAAGCUGUGUACAUUUGCAGGCUUUGUAUUUUAUGUCAAUUUUAUUUUUUGUAGACACAAGAUGGCACUUUGGAUUCCAGCCAAGGAUGAAAGUUUUGUUUUUCCUUGGAAUUUGAGCAUGAAAGUGUUAUAUCUGCUUAAUAUUCAUUGUCAGAUAUAGUAAUUCAAAGUUCAUAUGAAUUCUGACAUAUUUGUUAUUUUCAUCAUGUGUUCAGACAUUGAAUUCGGAAUUUGAGAUUUAACUAGACUGAUCACUGUUCAGCUAUGUUGGUUUUUUUGUGUGAAAUGUUUCCUUUUGACGACAGAUUCUUUCUAGAUGUUUUCUGAAGAAAAAAAACAAACAGAUUGGUUCCUUGCAUUUAAAGCGCUGUCUGGACAUGACAUUGAGCUUGCAUUGCUUGUCAUUUGUAGUAUAAUCAUUUUGAAUCAUAAUUCAGCCCAUUAAUGUUUUGAAAUCAUUUUCUCAUGUUGCAUAACAGAUUUGACGUUAUUUCAAGCAACCAGGCUUUUAUAAAGGUGUCUUGAAGCCAACUUUGAUGUAUUCUGACACACAGUUUGUCAUUCAAAUUGUCCUUGUUGAUGUUGUAAUGAGAUUUCAAGUCAUGCUUUAAUUAUGUUCUUCUUUAAUAAAGAUUUAUAAAACCUCACAUUAAAAUUAAUGUACUCAUUUAGGCUGGUGUUUAUGAAGGCUUACAGAAUAGAGAAAAUCUCAGUAUGAUAAUAUAAGUUCAGUGGUUUGUUUGGUUUACAGUAAUAACUUUAAAGUACGCAAUAACAAUUAUUGAAAUAAUUUACACAGGUGUGAUAUUUAUAGUGUCCUAUAUUAAUUUUGUCUAACAUUAGAUUGAUUGAUUUAUUAAUGUCAGAAUUGCAGUUUAUUUAUAAAAUUUAUAAUUGGCACCAAUCAUGAUACUGUUCAUAUGAAUUAUUGACAUAUUCAUCAGUUUAACAAUUGAAUGAUUUAAGUACAUGAAAAAAAAAUCAGAUGUUCAUGAAUUAUUUUACAUGGUUGUUGUACACAACCAAAUUACAUUAUAUAUAUGUUUUGUAUAUAUUGAUGUGAAAUUGUACAAAUGUAUAUAGUCAUAGUGUUGUUCUAUUGAUAACAGAAUUUAAUUGCUUCUUGUAUGUGCCACUUUCCAGCAUUUCUGAUUUGAAAUAUAAUUUAAUGUAUCAAAAAUACAUGCAUUUCUCCACUUUAAUGAAUUAUCUCUUUAAAUAACUGUUUGGUUAGGAAGGACAACAUGGUCACUUCUUUUUGUUAAUGUAAAUUAAUCUUCAUUAUUCCAGAAAGUAGCUUGUCUAAUUUUAAGAGUUUAAUUCAUAUGAAAAAUUUAAAUUCAAUACUGCAAAAGUAAUUGAUUGCACAAAUUUAAGUCAAAGAUUGGGAUAUGGAAAGAUCCAGUCAUUGUCUCAAUACAAUAUAGUUUCCCUCUUUGAGAUUCUUAUAAUUUUCAAGUUCACAAAAGGCAGGAAGAAUGUAUUUAUUAAAAUAGUUAACUGUUUUAACUGUUUGCCCAUGGUUGGGCGUAAUUAAUAUAAUUUUGCACUAAAGUUUACUCACAAUUUAAUUUGAAAUUUAGUAACAUUAGGAGGAAUAAAACUUGGAGUCAAUGAUGUGACUAAUUCAUUUACUUUUUUUUAUUCAAUUGUUCAUAUACUUUGUGUUGUAUUAAUUUGUGAUUGUACAUUGUAUUGACAUUUUCUAGUCAUUAUGGUUUCAAUGAAAGGAUUUUUUUAACUUGCAUUUUACUGAAUAGCUUUUUUUUAUCUACAAAUUGUGAACAAUAUUUUAUUGUAAAUGUUUUGCUGUUCUUGCUGUAGGAAUUUAUGAGAUUAGUUGAAAAAACAACAUUGUAAUAUUAUGCAUAUAAAGUGCAUAUAUUUACAUAAUUAUUAAAACAAAUGUUUGCUACAGAAACAUGUGAAAGACGUAUGUGUUAGUUUAAAAGAAAAAUGGUCAUUUAGUAACUUCUUUGUCACAAGGGAAGUAAUUCUUUAAUGUAUGAUUAAACUACAUGGUUGUCUCCCAUGGAUUGUAAAAAAGGAUGACAUUUUUUGCGUUUUGCUCAUUUUCUGCACAAUUGUAUUUGUUAACAAUGUUGUGUCAAUCCUUUUGUGUACAUUUUGUAGUCAUUGUUUCUCUCAAGUCUAUUUUAACCAAUGGCAUUGAAUAACUUCAAAACUUUAUAAACAUAACUUGAUAACUAGACACAAAAUGCAAGUCUUUGUAAAGAGAUAACGAACAUAACUUUACUGGUUAAAGAUUCAUGAACCAUCUUAUCCCUUUCCCACUUUGAAGCAACUUCACAAUGGCUAUUUGCAAACAGCAUAAAACCAGAACAACCUGGUAACUCACAGUCUGUUCAGGUUUUAUGCUUUUUUGCUGUUGAUCAGUAUCUAAGGUUUUGAGAUGAAGCCUUAAAAACUUGAAUCUGGUAAGAAAUGUCUUAAAUUAGAUAUAUAAAUUUUUUAGGGGGUUCAAAUGCACAAAAAUACGUAUCUAAGUGUUAGAGGUUUAAUUCAGUUAUUAAAUGUGUCCAGAAUCUCAUAAAAAUACAAGUGUACAUAUAUUGUUUCAGUAUUUGUCUACUAAAUAUACGCACUUGAAUUAAGUGUAUAUGUAUUUUCAAACACAUUUUAUAUGUUUUAGCUUAUCAUUUCAAAUGCAUAUAUAUGAUAAAUCUUUCUUAACAGACAUAAUGUACAUCAAACUUAGUGCUGGCUCUGUAAACAUAUUUCCUAUGUUCGUCCGUCUGUAUGUGUUCAGUGUUUGCCCUCCUAUUGUGUAUGAAUCUGCGGGUGACCCAGCCCAGAUUUCCACGUCUUUGAAUACUUUAUCGUUUAUUUAUCGAAAUAUUUCAUAAAAUAAAAAUGGAUGAAAUAAAA
Dreissena polymorpha is the source of this 6931-nucleotide messenger RNA. Its product is annotated as discoidin domain-containing receptor 2-like. Gene Ontology annotation, cellular component: signaling receptor complex. The transcript is spliced from 15 exons. The record is from RefSeq and is a predicted model, not a curated record. NCBI's taxonomy places the organism in Eukaryota, Metazoa, Mollusca, Bivalvia, Myida, Dreissenidae. Gene Ontology annotation, biological process: protein phosphorylation; cell surface receptor protein tyrosine kinase signaling pathway; multicellular organism development. Bases 123 to 3083 code for a protein of 986 amino acids. Gene Ontology annotation, molecular function: protein tyrosine kinase collagen receptor activity; ATP binding; collagen binding.